AUGAGGAAGAGGAUGACGUGGAAGACAUUGAGGUUCUGGCAGUGGAGAAAAGGCACUCUUCCUCCAAGAAGACAGUUAUGACUAUUAUUCUAAAGCAUUGCACCCCGAUUCACCAGCAUUAUUACUACACCGCCCCUUCCCUAUACAUUGAAAGUGAAGAUGCCCUGCCACAGGAAAAGCUAAAAAAUGAGGUGCCCCAUGUCACAAAACCCAUGAUCCAACCAGAGUCUAAGAGUUCAAGUCCUCAAAAUGCAGAGUCAGAGGAUAGCAAACGUCUACGCCUCAAUUGUCUGGAACGUCAGCGGAAUAAGGAUCUGCGGUCUAGUUUCCUCACAUUAAGGGACCAUGUACCUGAACUGGUUAAAAAUGAGAAAGCCGCAAAAAUACUCAUCUGGAAUAAAGCCACUGAUUAUAUCCAUUCCCUUCAGGCAGAGGAACACAAGUUAUUGCUAGAAAAGGAAAAAUUGCAAGCCAGACAACAGCAGUUGCUAAUGGAAAUAGAACACAUGGAGACUUGCUAAACUUUUUUUUACCUGACCUGGACAGUCACUGCCACUUUGCUCAUUUUUGAUUCUUUAAAAAAAUAAUUGUGUUUUUUGAUGUUAAUGUUGUUUUACUUUCGAUCCAAUCCUUGAAGUAGUUAACGAACUAUA
Chrysemys picta bellii (western painted turtle) is the source of this 653-nucleotide messenger RNA. NCBI's taxonomy places the organism in Eukaryota, Metazoa, Chordata, Testudines, Emydidae. The record is from RefSeq and is a predicted model, not a curated record.